Messenger RNA from Fusarium sp. VM40, 363 nucleotides. The record is from the annotation of a GenBank genome assembly. Lineage: Eukaryota; Fungi; Ascomycota; Sordariomycetes; Hypocreales; Nectriaceae.
AUGAGCUCCAGCACUCCCGUUGAGGAUACUAUUCGCGCCAAGAUUAUGGCUGCCCUCAAUCCGCAGACUCUCGAGAUCUACAAUGACUCUCAUCUGCACUCUCACCACAAGGCCAUGGAACAUACUACUUCCAGCGAGACACACUUUCGCGUGGUCAUCACCUCAGACGCCUUCAACUCCAAGAUGCAGCCUGCUCGUCACCGCAUGGUCUAUGCCCUUCUCCGCGAUGAGAUGGCCCAGGAGAACGGCAUCCACGCCCUCCAGCUGCGCACCAUGACUCCCGAGGAGGAAACCCGCCAAAGGAAGAAGAAGGAAGCCGAAGCCGCCGCCAGAGAUGCCCGCACCGAAGCGCAGGACGAGUGA